Molecule: messenger RNA, 2019 nt
Organism: Zootermopsis nevadensis
Lineage: Eukaryota; Metazoa; Arthropoda; Insecta; Blattodea; Termopsidae
Product: putative GTP-binding protein 6
Cellular component (GO): cytoplasm
Molecular function (GO): ribosome binding; GTP binding
Source: RefSeq, a predicted model, not a curated record
AAUCCUUUUUAAGUUAAAAGGAAUUGUAAAUAUGAAAUAUCUUCAUAAUAUGAUCACUUUUUCUCAAAACAAGUGUCUGAAUAGAAGCUUAUCAAGCUUUUAUAAAUAUGGUAGAUAUUUUUCAACAAAGAAUUGUUACAUGAGAAGCAAGUUGGAUGCUGUAAAAUACAUAACUUGUCAGAGAAAUCUGAACAUUGUAGGACUCCGAAGGUUUACUCACUUGUGCAGCUUGACUAUUGUAAAUCUUUCAUUCUCUGAAAAUAUAUAUAUUUCAUUUGUAACCAGCACAAAAUUCCCUGGUCAGUACAAAAUGUCAGCCAUAAACAGUUCUCUUCCUGCAGUGUGUAUGAUCAAGGGAAGUCGUAGUUUUUUUUCUGGUCGCCAGACUUGGAAGUACCAGAGUGAUAUUAAUGACCCAGACAACAUUGAUGAAUGUGAAGACAAAAUGGAAGAUAUUGACAAAGAAGAAUAUGAUGACAUGGUCACACGAAUGCUCCAUUUACCAGAUAUGGGGCAUCAAGUACUUGUUGUUCAGCCAUAUGUAAAAUGGGGCUCUGAUAAGAAACGCAAUACCACUCCUGAACUCCAGCUGGCCGAAGCCGUUGCUCUUGUUGACACGUUACCAAAAUGGAAAGUUGUCGAUAAAGUAAAGACAGCACUUCACUCUUUAGGAAGAAAAACUAUGUUUGGAACAGGAAAUUUAGAAAUGCUGAAAGAAAGAAUCCGCAGAGACAAACAAAUAACAGCAAUUUUUAUUAGUACAGAUGUUUUACGAGGACUACAGCAUAGAGAAUUGGAAGAGGUAUUUGGGGUACCUGUUUAUGAUCGCUAUAUGGUGGUAAUUCAGAUAUUCAAAGAGCAUGCUGUUAGUAAGGAAGCUAAACUCCAGAUUGCCAUGGCUGAGAUUCCCUACUUAAGGAUGAGAUUGAAAGGCCUAAUUGAAGGGGCUGUAGAUCAUCAGGGAGCUGGCAUGGCAGCUAUCGGAGGUGCCGGUGAAACUCUGUUUGAAGUUCGGAAAAGGAUCCUGAACACACGAGAAAUUAAGCUGAAACACAUGUUGGAGAAACUACGCAAUCAGAGGACACUUUUGCGUAAGAAACGCCAUAAACUUGAGUAUCCAGUAAUUGCUGUUGUUGGAUACACAAAUUCUGGUAAAACUUCUUUGAUAAAGGCUCUGACUGGAGAGAGAGAUUUGGAACCCAAGGAUCAUCUUUUUGCUACAUUAGACGUAACAGCUCAUGGUGGUGAAUUGCCAUCUCGUCUGAAGGUGCUGUAUGUGGAUACAGUAGGCUUCAUUUCCGACAUUCCUUCCCACCUCAUUGAAUCGUUUGUGGCUACAUUAGAGGAUGCUAUGCUUGCAGAUGUUAUUAUUCAUUUAUGUGAUAUCAGCCAUCCUGAUUGCAAAGCGCAAGCAGAGACAGUAACAAAAACUCUAAAAAUAUUGAACCCGAGUUCAAAUCUGCUAGACAACAUACUUGUCGUGGGAAAUAAAAUAGAUCUUCUGCCAGAAAGAACUCAAAUCCAAGAUCUAAAUUGUAAUGUACUUGUAUCAGCUGUCACCAACCAGGGCUUACAUGAUUUAAUAGUGCAGCUUGAUAAAACUAUACUUAAAGCAACUGGAAGGCGUUCUGUAGUUAUACGGGUGAAAAUGGGUGGUGAAGAAGUAAGUUGGCUGUACAAGUACGCAGCAGUGACAGGUGUUACAACUGAUUCUAAAAACAGCAACUAUCUUCUUAUGAAGGUUGUGAUAUCUGAAGCACAACUGAGCAGGUUUCAGCAUAUUUUCAUUAAGAGGUGAUUAGUAUAUCUAUGUGUGGAGAAUGUUUUCUACCUGAAAUCAGGAUUUUGUUGUGUGUGAAGUAUGAAAAAUCAUGUAACUCCUCCCUUGAAGUUUAUGAAUUUGUUUGUAAUUGAAUAACCAUGGUAUUAUGUUAUUUAAAUGAAGGGUAACAGGUAGUGUAAGAUGUUUAAAUUUGUAAAAUUAAAACAUUACAUUUAAGUAAACGUGGCUAAACCUUU